This is a messenger RNA of Rhinolophus ferrumequinum (greater horseshoe bat), 2956 nucleotides long. It is a transcript of the gene DNAI3, whose product is annotated as dynein axonemal intermediate chain 3. Gene Ontology annotation, biological process: cilium movement involved in cell motility; inner dynein arm assembly. Gene Ontology annotation, cellular component: inner dynein arm. The coding region runs from base 169 to 2862 and encodes 897 amino acids. NCBI's taxonomy places the organism in Eukaryota, Metazoa, Chordata, Mammalia, Chiroptera, Rhinolophidae. The transcript has 23 exons. The record is from RefSeq and is a predicted model, not a curated record. Gene Ontology annotation, molecular function: dynein heavy chain binding; dynein light chain binding.
CGCAGCAACAGCUUGCAGAGGAGCUGCGGUUUGUGCUCUCUUGGACGUGUUCUUCUGAGACAGGAGAGUCAAACUUCCAUCUUCAGGCCCCGAAGGAGUUUUUCCCUAGGGUACUGCAAAGAGGCUUCUUUUCCCUUCAGUUCAGCAGUAUCAGCCUACGUCAGAGCCAUGGCUCCAAAAUCUCAACAAGGAAAGAGCUUAGGUGGCCGAAAAAAGCCAAAAACUGUCAGAAAUAAGGAAACAUUAUCAGUCAGUGAAGCGGAACCUAUGAAUAUGGAGAACAUGGGUCAUCCAGAAAUUUAUCCUUUACUGUUAACUACAAAGACCCAAGAAAUAUUUAACUGCCGAGUAAACGAAGACUUCACAGAUGAACAACCUUAUAAACUUAUCAAAAAAGAAGAUUUUUUUGCAGACUUUCACAAGAGAGCUGCAGUAUCUGAUUUCUACCCAUUCAAAAAAAUUAUUCAGGAAUAUCCUGAAGAUGAGCUUCUGCUUGUUUAUGACAAAGACUUCAAAUAUGGAUUUAAUUUCUAUCUGAUUGGAACAGAAGAGGGAAAGGAAAACUAUUUAAAUCCCCCAGCAGUAUCAGAAGAGCAAGAAGAACAGAAAGAACUUAAGGAGCAUGCUGCUGAAGACAUCCUUAUUUAUAAGCCACCUGUCUCUAAACCAUGGGUUUCGUUGGGCAGUGAAAAAGAAAUCGCGGAAGAAUCAGUUAAGGAACCCACAAAGCAGAUUACAUACAUGAUUUCUCGAAAACGAAGUGCAUUUGGUGCCCCAAUUCAGUUCAGUGACCAGAAUGCUUCCAGCGUAAAAGAUGCCUAUAUUGAAUGUACAGCCUAUCCAGAUAAAAAUUUUACCAUUAAGCAACUUGAGAAAGAUGUUGGCAUGCAAGCAGUCCCCCAAGUCAAAGGCACAAGUACUCAGACAAGAUGGACAUAUCCCAAAAAUGCUGCCGUGCAAUAUUAUCCAAGAGAAUUUUUAGAAAAGGAAAAAGAAACACUUGGACAAUCAAAGCCUUUUACCGAUUUUCUUAACAACGCAUCCGUAAGUGUUGAAAUAGCCCUGCAACAAAAUGAAAUCAUGAACACAUUUAUUGAUGACUGGAAAUGCCUGGCAGAAGAAGAAGGCACCUUUGGGGACAAGACUGAUACCCAUUUGAAGGAGUUCCAGUCCUUUACUGAUCUUCAUAGCCUAAUGGAGACAAUGAUCACCUGUGUCUCAUGGCAUCCGGAUAUCUAUGGGCUAAUAGCUGUGUCGGUGGCUGUGCGACUCUCCCUUGAAGACAGAGUCUACUUUUCUAGUAAAUUAUUGCUGCAACCAUCACUGAUUCUUUUCUGGAGUUUCUCUGAUCCCAUACACCCUCAGUUAAUGCUGGAGAGCCCAGAUGACAUCUUCUGCUUCAAAUUCUGUCCAACUAACCCUAAUAUCAUUGCUGGAGGCUGCAUAAAUGGACAGAUUGUCAUUUGGGAUAUUACUGCACAUGUUGAUCGCAUAGAAAACAUUAAGACGGGUGGCAAUAGAAGUAAAAAACCCAUACUCAAGCCUAUGUUCCUCCUUGAACCAGACAGUAAUAAAGAAGCAAUGUAUAUCAGACACUGCGCAGUCUCCUCAAUAGAAAAUGGACAUAAAAAAGUAAUUACAGAUAUACAUUGGCUGCCUGACACAUUUGAGAUUAACAGAAUAGGUUCCGUCUUUGAGAAUAGAAGUGAGCUAUGCUGUCAACUUGUCACCUGUUCAGCAGAUUGCACAAUUUGUUUUUGGGAUAUCAGACCACAGAAAACUUUAACCCCUCAACCAGCAGAGAAAAAGAAAGAAGAAACUAUUGAAAUUCCUUUUGAUGUACCAACUACUUUUUUGCACCUAGAUCUCACCUGGAAACCUCUCUAUAAGAUAAAGCUGUCUAAAGGUGAAACAACUUUAGACCACUGCCCAACCAAGAUAAGCCUGUGUGAAGACCAUCUUUACAAAGCACAAGACAAAUUGUUAGCUCAGAACAAAGUCAUAAAGCCAGAAGAGAACCCAUACCAGAACCUGGAAAGUGGGUUGGCCAAUGUUCUCAAGCCAAUAGACGACUUCUGUACAAAGUUCUUUGUGGGAACAGAGGAAGGUGAAGUGAUAUACACAGAUUGGAAACUGGAAAGAGACCCUGAAACUGGCCGAUUGAUGACAAAGAAGCCAGUGAACCUCUGCACCGUCCACGAUGGUGCUGUCCACACUGUGCAGAGAUCACCUUUUUACAAGGACAUUAUCCUCACCAUUGGGGGGUGGAACAUGGCCAUCUGGAAAGAAGGUGUCACGACUGGACCUCUCCUGCAGUCAUCUUGUGCACCAAAAAGGUACACCUCCGGGCACUGGUCCCUGACAAGGCCCAGCGUCUUCUAUAUUGGCCGAGAAGAUGGAUACAUCGAUAUCUGGGACCUACUGGAGAAAACCCACGAACCAGCCCAGUCACAAAACAUCUGUAUAACUAUGAUCACCUCCAUCAAACCCUGGGCCUUUUCCACUAAGCAGCAGUUUAUAGCCGUGGCCGAUUAUUAUGGAACACUGCAUAUAUUAGAAAUCCCUUGGACAUUAAGGCGCCCUUCUGCCAAUGAGGCAUCAAGUGUGAGCCACUACUUCGAAAGAGAAGUCAAGCACUUGGAAUAUGUAGAACAGCGCAAAAAAAUCCGUGAACAACACAAGAAAGAAAUGGAUCUGGAAACUGAGAAGAUAAAACUCAAAACGUAUCAGAAGUCAAAAGAGCAAUUGGAGGCUGAAUUGCAAAUGGACUACGAGAGUUAUUUAGAACUGGAAAAGACCAUCCUCCUAAAUCUGGGCCUAAUCAAAAUGACAGACAGGAUGUCAUUGAUUGAUGUGGAAUAGAAAACCUUCCUGUGGGGGUGUUUUGGAGGCUUUGUGGGACUUCUUUUUUUUUUGUAAGGUAAAGUAGCAAACCAAACAUUAAAUAAGUUUAUUU